CAGGGCCAAUAAGGAGUCGGCCGAGUCCUUUUCUUCUAUGGUUCCAAACACUUUCUCUGAGCUUCUUUCCUCCAAUCUCCCUCAGUUCAUCUCCGACUGUCUGCUACCGAGAACCAAAAGCACUUUAACUCAGUUGCUAUGUACGGAUAUUUUUUAUGUCGCGCAUCUAAGACAGAAGCAUGAACUUCCGUGCCAGAAGAGUCACCUUGCCUGCCAUCACACCACUCUGUCUGCAGAAGCGGGUUAUUAAAGUUUAUAAUGAAGAUAACAUCAGCAGAGCGGUAGAAGUUCCCAGUGACAUCACAGCGCGGGACGUGUGCCAGCUGUUCGUGUUGAAGAACCACUGCAUCGAUGACCACAGCUGGACUCUCUUUGAACACCUCCCCCAUCUGGGAAUAGAGAGGACCAUCGAAGACCAUGAGUCUGUCAUGGAGGUGCUGUCAGGCUGGGGCUUGGACACCGACAGCCGGCUUUAUUUUAGAAAGAAUUAUGCAAAGUAUGAGUUUUUCAGGAAACCACUGGAGUUCUUCCCUGAUCACAUGGUCUCCAUAUCUAGUGAAAGCGAUGGGACGGUGGAUCCUUCUCAGCUCAUACAGACGUUUCUCAAGUCCAGCAGUUGUCCAGAGGUACAUGGAUUCCUCUAUGCCAAAGAACAAGGCAAGAAAUCCUGGAAGAAGUUAUAUUUUGUUCUGCGGAGAUCAGGGCUUUAUUGUUCCAACAAAGGAACUUCCAAGGAACCCCGGCAUCUCCAUUUCGUUGCCGACUUCAGUGACAGUGACGUCUACGGCGCCUUGUCCGCAAAAAAGCUUCACGGAGCACCGUCAGAUUAUGGCUUCUGUGUGAAGUCCCCAAAGUGUAGCUCAGCGCGAGACUUGAAGCUGUUCUGUGCCGAUGAUGAGCCAACCAGGACCUGCUGGCUCACGGCCGUGCGCUUGUUAAAGUAUGGGAUGCAGCUGUACCAAAACUUCCUCCAGCCUCAUCAGAAACAGAAAUCCUCACCGAUGAGAAGCAUCUCUGAAAACUCACUGGUUGCCAUGGACUUCUCAGGACAGAAGAGUCGGGUGAUUGAGAACCCGUCCGAGGCCUUGUCCGUGGCUGUGGAGGAGGGUCUGUCGUGGAGGAGGAAAAGCUGCCACAGGCUGAGCAGUCAUGGGAGCCCCUCUUCAUCGCUGAGUUCGGUCUGCAGCAUUGCACUUCAUUUAGCUCAGCCGUGGUUCCACAGCAAACUGUCCCGGGACGAAGCUCAGCGGGUCUCGUUGAUGGGUAAAGUAUUUCUCCUGAGAGACAGCCAGAGCAACCCAAAAACAUUUGUACUAUCGCUGUGCUACUCGCAGAGAGUCAAACACUUUCAGAUCGUGCCUGUGGAGGAUGAGGGGGAACUGUUUUACAGCUUGGACGACGGUCACACACAAUUUACAGACUUGAUCCAGUUGGUGGAUUUUUACCAGCUGAACCGAGGCGUGCUGCCCUGCAGACUCAAACACCACUGUGCCAAAGUCGCCCUGUGAACGAGGGAACCGCACAGCCUGAGGAGCGGCGCCGCUGAACUCCUGGAGCCGUUUUCUUAGAACCGUUCAUGAUAUUGUGCCUUGAAAACAAACAUCAAAACACUAAUCCGCCCGUCAUGAUAAACUGAAACCACUGUUAACCACUCAGACUGUGGUCUUAGGUCUGUCGAAACGCUGACUUUGAUAUUUCAACGUAGUACUUAAGUACGUACGUUAAUGUCCGUCUAUGGCGCUAAAUGAACCAUGAUUGUACUGUAUGUAUGUAGACUGGGUAUUAACUAAAUACUGACAAAUCAAAGGUAGCAGUAAAUAAAAUCCAAAAAUAGAGGCAUAUAUAAAUGGAA
Messenger RNA from Cynoglossus semilaevis (tongue sole), 1852 nucleotides. It is a transcript of the gene grb14, whose product is annotated as growth factor receptor-bound protein 14. Lineage: Eukaryota; Metazoa; Chordata; Actinopteri; Pleuronectiformes; Cynoglossidae. The coding region runs from base 180 to 1508 and encodes 442 amino acids. The record is from RefSeq and is a predicted model, not a curated record. Gene Ontology annotation, biological process: negative regulation of insulin receptor signaling pathway; insulin receptor signaling pathway. Gene Ontology annotation, cellular component: cytoplasm; plasma membrane. The transcript is spliced from 14 exons.